AUGGCCUCCCGGGCCCCGCCGCUGCUGCUGCUGCUGCUGCUCCUCCUCCUCGGGGCCGCCGCGCGCCCCGCGCCCCCCAGGGCCCGCAGACACUCGGACGGGACGUUCACCAGCGAGCUCAGCCGCCUGCGGGAGGGCGCGCGGCUGCAGCGGCUGCUCCAGGGCCUGGUGGGGAAGCGCAGCGAGCAGGGCACAGAGAACAUCACAGCCUGGUCCACGCCCGCCGAGCGCCGGCUCUGCCUGCUGUGGUCCGACCCGCCCCCCGUGCUGGCCUGGAUGCCGCCCAGGGCCCCCCUGGACCGGACCUGGUCUCCCUGGCUGCCUGCGGGGCCGAGAUCUGGGGUUAGGGUUUCGGAACCGGCCACCACUGCUGCUGAAGGCACCCGGCGGCCCAGAUGA
This is a messenger RNA of Propithecus coquereli (Coquerel's sifaka), 399 nucleotides long. RefSeq names its product secretin (gene SCT). Gene Ontology annotation, biological process: negative regulation of gastrin-induced gastric acid secretion; brain development; positive regulation of somatostatin secretion. The record is from RefSeq and is a predicted model, not a curated record. Gene Ontology annotation, cellular component: extracellular region. Lineage: Eukaryota; Metazoa; Chordata; Mammalia; Primates; Indriidae. The transcript is spliced from 4 exons. Gene Ontology annotation, molecular function: hormone activity. The coding region runs from base 1 to 399 and encodes 132 amino acids.